CAUUGCCCUAACAAUGACAUAACAUAUCAUUCAAGGUCGAAGGACCCUCAGAAGAGUCCUGUGGGAUAACCAAUAGUUUGGAGAACGUUCUUUUGGAACAGGCAACGUAUGUAGAAAGAGAAAGCCAUUGGUUCCAUAACAGACUCACACACAUGCACACCAUCACGUGAAAACAGACAUCAGCCGCGCACCUAACACGGAAAACCGUUCAAUUGACUCUGGAUUAUUAGUGAUCGCUCUACUGCUUUCAGCCCAUCUUAUCUGUGAGGAUCCACACUGAAAGCUUCCCUACUACCUUUCCCUUAGGCCGGAUCUCAUUCAUUACCAACCACCACCAUUCUGGCCAAUUCACGGUGAGACAGCUGAAAGGCCAGCCAUAACAAAGACAGACCACCAAUUGUCACACCUCGAACGUCAAAAUGGAAACCACAAUAAUGAUCAAGCAAGAGGUCAUGGCCUACAAGAUCCCGGCCCAAGCCUCGGGGAACAACGGUUGGAAGGCCAACUCUUGGAGUCUGGAUAAGCCGGAUUGGACCGGAAAGCUUCGUUUGGUGGCCAAGGACAAGGACUGCGUGAUCAAACUUGAGGACAAAACGUCCGGGAAGCUCUACGCCGAAUGUCCCGUGGAUGCCUAUCCGGGUCCGGCUGUUCAGAGCGUGUCCGACAGCUCUCGAUAUUUCGUGAUCCGAAUCAGUGACGAGGGCACUCGAACGGCUCAUUUGGGCUUGGGAUUCGCGGAUCGAUCCGAUGCUUUCGACAUGAACGUCUCGCUCCAAGACCAUUUCAAGGGCCUCAAGGUGGAGGAACAAAUUCAGAAAGAGAGUGAAGAGCCUCGAGAGCAAUUGGAUCUGUCCCUCAAGGAGGGCGAGACCAUCAAGGUCAAUAUCAAUAUCCCACGGAAAGGUAAUCGGGAAAGAAGCCGUUCGCCGGCCGUGGGGGUUGGGCCAUCUGGGGGCGUGUUGCCACCGCCCAAGGUGAAUAUGGCGGAUGCAGUGGCGGCUGCGGGGCUCCAAGUCCAGAAAGGCCCCAGGAUUGAUGCACCACCCGCGAAAACGGCGGCUAACCCCAAUUGGAUCCAAUUCUAAGACGACCUUCCUCCGCUAUAAUUCCAUUCAAGUUAUUAUCAAUGUCUUGUUCGAGCUUGUUUUUAAGCCAAGUAAGUAAAUUAGUUCAAUGCAAUGGACGAUGCUGGCCAAGGACACAAACCAUACGGACAUUGGUCGCAACAACCAAGAUCUCAGUCACUUUAAAGCGUUGCUGAUAGUGCGAUGCACAGGCAAUGUAGUACAUGCAAUCCAUAUGCAAUACAGUGUAUUGUGUCAGUUUAUUCUGCAUAACUCCUCUUGAAAAUAAGAAUAUAAAAUCUGAUUGA
Messenger RNA from Tigriopus californicus, 1372 nucleotides. RefSeq names its product NECAP-like protein CG9132. Gene Ontology annotation, biological process: endocytosis. Bases 420 to 1085 code for a protein of 221 amino acids. The record is from RefSeq and is a predicted model, not a curated record. The transcript has a single exon. Gene Ontology annotation, cellular component: membrane; clathrin vesicle coat. NCBI's taxonomy places the organism in Eukaryota, Metazoa, Arthropoda, Copepoda, Harpacticoida, Harpacticidae.